UUCUUCUUCACUAUUCACACUUGCUAUGAAGAGUACCCUGUCAAAAAGCUUUGUGAAAGGUUCGAAGUCAGCUGUCGCUGAUGCCUCCCCGGCUGUUGUUGAUGCUACUGCCGCUUCAGACUUGACGACUUUUUUUGAAAGCUCCGAGCCCAACUUCGCCACGGAGUUCAUCGCCACGCUCAAGGUCUUUCUCGAAACCACCUUUACCUACGACCGUUUUAUGCAGCUCCUUAUACUCUACUUUGUCUGCCACACGUACUACCUCAAGUACGAGACAACCCGCUUCCCAUACACCCUUAUUACCACGCUCGACGCUUCCAACGUGCUCUUUGUCAUUGUGGUCAACUACAUUGGAAUCCUUUUGAGCAUCGCCGCGACCGUGCGCAAAUUUGGCACUGAUGGAUUCCCCUCCUUCAACGCGAUGGUAUACGGCAUGUUUGUGCCUAACUUGGUUGCCUUGAUGUUCUUGUACCUGCCAGAAUCUCCUUACUUGUUUUUCAGCACCUUGUCCCUCAACUACCUUGCGCUUGACGACCGUCUCGCUAUACAAUCCUCGUUCAUGAUCAAAAUCGGCUCAGCCGUCUUGUUCAUCCAACAGAUUGUCGGCUUGCAGGUCAUUCCAGUCUAUUUAAUGGUGGUUGCCAAGUACCUCACCUUGAAGUAUUUCUUGGACUACCUUUCCACCGAAAUCGUUGUCGACAGCGAAAAGAAGGAGGUGUCAUCCGGCAGAACCUCGCUCACCCAGACUGAAAAGCACGUGUUGGUGCAGCUCUUGGUGUUGGUGCUCGAACGGAGCUCGACCAGUUUGGAAUUCUUUGUCCUCCAGGCGUGUGUGUUUAGCCUUUUGUUUUCACUCACGGCUGUCCAGCCGUUCUACCAGUUCUUAUAUAAGCCAUCUCUCAAUUCCGCCAAGUCUUUCUAUGCCCUUCUUAUCGCUGCCGUCUUCCCCGUUGCUUUCUACAUCGCGGUGGAGACACAGACGGCUCCGCUUAUUGGCAAACCAGGUGUCUGGCUCUACCACUACGUCACCGAGUCUCCGUUUAACCUCCAAUGCUGUACCCUCUGGGCCGUCAUGCUCGCCACGACGGCGCUCGCAAAUUUCUCGCUCAGUGCGCUGUUGAACACCAAGCGCAAGGUCUGGCACUUUGUCUUGCUCUCCAUCGUACUCCUUCCCGAUGCGCUCCUCUUUUUGCAGAACGCCGCGCUUGACGAGACAGCUGUGGCAGCCAAGAACCAGUUUGUAAAGAUUGCGUUAUCGCUUGUGGCUGUGGGUCUUAUUUUGGCUGAAACCUUGCGGGUAACCCAGUUUUCCCCCCUUGGAAAGCUCUUGUUUGCCCAGUUCAAGCCAUUCCAGGAUGACAGGGACAACGCCGGGCCCUUGGUUAUCUCUUACUUGUUUCUCAUUUUUGGCGCCACCUUGCCUUUCUACAUCCACGACUCCCGGUACGGGGCCACCCAGAACCCGUUGCUCGCAUACGCGGGCAUUGUUUCCGUCGGUCUUGGUGAUGCCAUGGCUUCCUGCUGCGGCAAGGUGUUAGGGGGCAUGCAAUGGGCCGGCCCACACAACAAAAAGACGUUGAGCGGUUCUGUGGUUGGCUUCAUGGCCUCUACCAUCGUCUGUUUCCUCGCGUUGAAGUACAUCAAGACCCACAACUGGGAACAGCUUGUGGAUGCGCUUGCGCAGGGUGUAGACGGUCACCAGCUCUGGGCCUCUGUGGCUGACGAGCAGAUCCUCUGGGCUUGUGUGUUGACUGGGGUUAUGGAGGGUAUCUCGGAUGUGAAUGAUAACUUGUUUAUUCCGUUGGUCAUGGUUGCCGUGUUUGAGGCGGUGUAGAUCCGGCCUGUAAGGCGGGUGUUGACUGUGCUUAACAUCGCCUUGGAAUGAGAAUAUUACUUGUAUUCAUAUAUAUGCACGAAGAAAUGGCAGAGA
Molecule: messenger RNA, 1930 nt
Organism: Babjeviella inositovora NRRL Y-12698
Lineage: Eukaryota; Fungi; Ascomycota; Pichiomycetes; Serinales
Product: dolichol kinase
Exons: 1
Coding region: 26-1834 (602 amino acids)
Biological process (GO): dolichyl monophosphate biosynthetic process
Cellular component (GO): endoplasmic reticulum membrane
Molecular function (GO): dolichol kinase activity
Source: RefSeq, a predicted model, not a curated record